AUGCUCCUGAUUCAAAUGCUCGGUUGCAUCAUUCAACUAUGCUUCCAAACUUUCCAAGCUAUCAUGGUACAAAGAAAAUUAUACUUUCCUCUAAAUCUACGUUUAUAUCACAAAAAAGAAACUUCUUAAAAUAAUUCAUCUUUUUUGAUAUAAUUUUAUUUAUAGUCGUUCGAAGAGGAACUAGAGCAACACAUGGUUUUUCAAACUGUAUUCUUGUGUAUUUAUACAGUUAGCGUGAUGGUGCAAUUGCUCCUCUACUGUUACGUGGGCGAGAGACUUACGUUCGAGAGUACAGAUAUAGCUGACACAGCGUACAAUUGCGAGUGGUACAGUUUACCUCCUAAGAACGCCAGAUUGCUUGUAAUUAUUAUGUGUCGUGCUGUCUCAUCACCGUUGAAACUUACAGCAGGCAAAUUUUGUUGGUUUACCAUAUUGCUAUAUUCUCAGGUAGGUGGUAAUCAAUUUUAACGAAAAUCUUUCUUUCAAUAUUCGCUCAUAAGUUGCAAUGUAACUGUAUGUUUGUAAUAUUAAAAAUAUAUUAAUAUUUGAAUAACAAUGAAUAUUAAAAUAUCCAAAGUUCAAAAUAUUCGAAUACUUUCGAAUAUUUUAUUAUUUUAUUCGAAAGUACUCGCAUGGAGACGAUAGUAAAACCUUUAUCUGUAUGCUACAUGCAUUAUUUAAGAUAUUUUGUAAAUUCGUUAAUACUGCAAUGAAACGCGUGUGUCAUGAUUAUGUUGGUCAUAUUUCAAAUCAUAUGGCUAAUUCAAUAUUUCUGCAAUCUCUUACUUCUGUGUAUAUGCAUUUGCAUUAAAUACUCAAUAAUUUAUCUUUAUAUUUAUUUCAUAUUUAACCGGUGUAUAUAUAAUCAUGACAGUCGGUUCUCAUUAUGAAAUUACGAAAUAUUUUUAUACAUGGCAAAUAUUUUUUUUUUUUAUUAUACAUAUAUAAUAUAUUCAGGAAAUAUACUCAGAAUAAUAGAUUCAUCUAAUACAAUCGUAAAAUAAAAAACUGUACAGAAUAAUUUUUUUAUAUAUUUUAGGUUGUGAAAACCUCAGUCUCGUAUAUUUCUGUAUUGUAUGCAACGAAAGGUUAG
Messenger RNA from Heterotrigona itama, 1093 nucleotides. The record is from the annotation of a GenBank genome assembly. NCBI's taxonomy places the organism in Eukaryota, Metazoa, Arthropoda, Insecta, Hymenoptera, Apidae.